Syngnathus typhle (broad-nosed pipefish) is the source of this 4075-nucleotide messenger RNA. RefSeq lists its product as uncharacterized. Lineage: Eukaryota; Metazoa; Chordata; Actinopteri; Syngnathiformes; Syngnathidae. The coding region runs from base 1126 to 3369 and encodes 747 amino acids. The record is from RefSeq and is a predicted model, not a curated record. The transcript is spliced from 2 exons.
CUAUAUUAUCAUAUUACAGUAAAUGAUCUACCGAUAGAUUAGUGCGUACGUGCGUUCGUUGUUCUGCUUUGCUGUUCUUAUGAUUCACCACAGAAAACCACAUUAGCAGAAGUGUGAGGUCCUAUCUUGGUCAGCGAGAUGCAGCUGCAGAGAAAACAACGCCCUGCAACGGCAAUGUGUCAGCGACGGCAAUGUGUCAAUCUUCGUCAAGUGGCUGACUCCACACUUCACACCCUCAAGAUCUGGCGCUAAGCGCGCCCCUGGUUCCUGCUCAUAUGGUCGCUUGAACACAUUUGAACUUACUGAACUCUGUUUGCUCCUUUCUAUUUCGCAAUAUCGCAAGUGCACCGUCUGCCGUUUUUGUUUCUUACCUAAGCAGAAACCCUUGCGCUUCCCCUUUCCCCUAACGGUUUCUGCUAUGUUUGUAGACAGGGUCUCCCCAAAUAAAAAGAGCAAGAGUGCAGGCAGACUUUAGUGUAGCUGGGCAUUGUAAGCUGUCUGUACUGCACUCCUUGCGCAAGUUACGACUCAAUAUUCUGCCUCACUUUUGGUUUGUCCGUUGGUGCAUUUCUCUUAACAUUUAUUCACACUGUCUGUAAAAACCUAACAGAAAUUGGGGGCUCGUCCGGGAUUUCUACAUGUCCUUGCGGCUCCGGCGGGACUUCUCGACGCAGGAAAAAAUCCUUGGCCAAGGUAAACAAAAGCCCUUUGACGGGACUGCCUCGAGCGGUUCGGCUGGACGCCGGGAGGACUGCCGAAAUCACCCGAGGAAAAGAACCAGCGGACUGAGGACCCCAAAGUGGUUCCAGGAGACUGGGUCUUAAUCAGGAGCAUCAAGAAGAAGAAUUGGCACUCGCCCAAGUGGGAAGGUCCCUUUUUAGUGCUUCUCACAACACCUAACGCUUUAAAAAUAGCCGAACGCAACACGUGGAUUCAUUUGUCUCACUGUAAAAAGGUGAUCUCCGCAGACCCAACCUAAGUACGGAAGGUGAGCAAAGUCUGGUAAUAGUGCCUGACUCUGGUGCCAAGAUCCAGGGUUGACGCGAAAGCCAGCGGAAGCAUUCCAAGACACCAACCCGAAGCUCAGGGAGUUGACUCUGAGGAGAUCUGAAACUAGGUGUUAAAAUGCCGUUGGAACAAUGUCUUGCGAAGGUGCGGGAUGGCUGCAAAUCUUGGGAAGCAUUCAUUUGGGUUUUUGUCAUCUGUGGUUUCAUUAUAGCUUGGGCAAUGUGCUAUAUGCGCAUCGGCCCUGUUUAUAUAAAACACGCGUCUCCAGACAGUCCACCUGAAGUUUCCACUGUUACUGAUGUACCUGAUGUUUUUUCUCUUGAAGAGUAUUACAAACAUUGUUUGGCGGAUGACGAUUCUGGGCACAGUCGCAAUGGUUCCUUUGGUUACCGACAUUGUCCAUGGAACAACGUUGCCUCGCGUAGACAUAGGCGUGACAUCUCGUCCAUUAGACGUAAGAUCUUGUCCCUUUCUAAAAUUUGCACGCCUGCUCUCGUUCAUGACGGUAUUCCCUGCGUGCCAUGGCGCUUAGCCGACACGUACCUAAAUUCAUUGGCGUUCACCGUGGCCCCAAACACGACUUCCACUAUCACCGUGCCCUUGAAGAGUUUGAGAGGCAUCCGAGGAGGCUAUCUCACUACGGGUGACAAAUGGCCUGGGCACUGGUGGUAUCUGACUGGCAACCCGGAAGUAUCAGAUUGGAGCGCCCUUAUCACCUCGCAGGUACCAGGUUUUUGGCCUCCUGGCUCCAGUGAAGAGGCUCAAUUCUUUGCUAAACGUAUGACUUUGAAAAACCAGGGCUCUAGCCUUCUUUUGACCGUUACACUCCCUGAUGACACGGUUCGGCCCCCUCACGCUACCCUGUUCAAUACUUCCUGUUGGGGUUUUCAGUUGUGGGCUUGGUCCUCUGGGAAGGAUCCCCAGUUUCCUAUUGUGAUUUGCGUUAACAAAACAAUGCGGGGCGCUGACAGUCCCGUGUUGAGCGACCAUACCAAAGCCUCUGGGGUAGUGGUUACGAGCGUGGCCCUCAUCAAUACAGACAGUCACUUUGUGGCCUCCACAGGUAUAAGCGGCCAAACUAACAAUUGGCUCCUCAUGGCCGAGCAAGCUGCAAAUAUGACUAACACCAGUUGCGUUGUUUGUAUGGGCCCGAGGCCCCUUUUGAAAAUCAUUCCCGCAAGUGUUGUCCCUGAGUGUGCGAUUUUUUUGAUGUUGACCCCUUCCAUUCCGUCUGCUCAUCCUUGUUCCAGUUGGGACAAAGUCUAUCCCGUUUCCUACUUGACGAAGUCCAAACCCCUUUUUUCUACUGAUGUUGCUAAAGGUAAUUUCACGUGCGUCAAGUUGCCCGGUACUGGCAUAAGCCUAGGCGUUUUGCCUGCUCCUAUGUGCACUUCCCUGUUCGAUGUCGCUACCUCUUUCUCACCAAUCGCUCGUAGUGAUAUUUGGUUUUGGUGCAACACUGACAAACUUUAUGAUAGUCUCCCUCUUAAUAGCUCUGGAACUUGCGCUUUGGUGACCCUUUUGCUUCCCGUUUUGUUAAUGCCCGCAACUCCUCGUGAGCUAGAUGUUUUUGUUGAUUCUUUUGUGCCCCAAUCUUGGUCGAGGGCUAAGCGGAGUGCCGAGUGGCAAGGCGUGGCGGAUCCGACCUAUAUAGAUGCCAUUGGAGUUCCCAGAGGUGUGCCGGAUGAGUAUAAGCUGGUGGACCAGAUAGCAGCUGGUUUCGAAUCCUCCAUAUGCUGGUGGUGUACUCUUAACAAAAAUGUUGACAGGAUCAAUUACAUCCACUACAACGUGCAGAGGCUUGGAAAUUGGACUGAGGCGGGUUUCAGGGCGGUCCACUCCCAGCUGGCCGCGACUUCCCUCAUGGCUUUCCAGAACCGGAUGGCCCUUGACAUGCUACUCGCAAAGGAGGGCGGUGUCUGCGCCAUGAUCGGUGAGCAAUGCUGCACUUUUAUCCCAAAUAACACUGCAGCUGGCGGAAGCCUGUCCCUGGCCCUUGAGGGCUUGAGGACCUUGAAUGGGAAGAUGAAGGACCACAGUGGUGUGACCACGGAGGUUUGGAACAGCUGGCUGAAUGUGUUCGGCAAGUACCGCUCCCUGGUUUCCUCGGUCCUCGUCUCCCUCGCCGUUUUUUCUGCUGUUUUGACCUUGUGUGGAUGUUGUUGCAUUCCGUGUCUCCGGUCCCUAAUUAAUAAAUUGAUUGCAACUGCUAUCUCUCCGGCGGCUGAGACUUUUCCGUUGCUCCCUGUGGACGACUUUGAGCUCCCUCAACCCUUGAAGUGUCACCCCAGCGUUGACUCCAUUUAUGAGACCCCCGCUGUGGACCUGUCCGACUUUUUUCCUGAGUCCGACGUUGUCUGAUUGGCUUCAAUCGCCUCCCGAGUGUAAAUUUGUUCUUAUGACGUGUGAUCCUGCGGCUGAAAAUCUUUUGAAGUAGCCUUUGGGUGAUUUGAGGGUCUCUGAGAACUUAUGAUAUACAGGGGGGAAUUGUUGGAAAAUUGUAUAUAUAUGUUAUCAUGCGUUCUCUUAUUGUUUCUAUAUUAUCAUAUUACAGUAAAUGAUCUACCGAUAGAUUAGUGCGUACGUGCGUUCGUUGUUCUGCUUUGCUGUUCUUAUGAUUCACCACAGAAAACCACAUUAGCAGAAGUGUGAGGUCCUAUCUUGGUCAGCGAGAUGCAGCUGCAGAGAAAACAACGCCCUGCAACGGCAAUGUGUCAGCGACGGCAAUGUGUCAAUCUUCGUCAAGUGGCUGACUCCACACUUCACACCCUCAAGAUCUGGCGCUAAGCGCGCCCCUGGUUCCUGCUCAUAUGGUCGCUUGAACACAUUUGAACUUACUGAACUCUGUUUGCUCCUUUCUAUUUCGCAAUAUCGCAAGUGCACCGUCUGCCGUUUUUGUUUCUUACCUAAGCAGAAACCCUUGCGCUUCCCCUUUCCCCUAACGGUUUCUGCUAUGUUUGUAGACAGGGUCUCCCCAAAUAAAAAGAGCAAGAGUGCAGGCAGACUUUAGUGUAGCUGGGCAUUGUAAGCUGUCUGUACUGCACUCCUUGCGCAAGUUACGACUCAA